AUGUUCGCAUUUUAUUCGGAUUUAAUUGAUAAAAGUUAUUGUCCAUUUCCUAAACUAGGCCCAUCGUAGAGCUAUGUAAAUGACGUCAAUACGCAUAAAUAAAACAUAAAGCAAUACAAAAGUACUCAUGAUUAAGAGAUAAUUAGUUCCAUCUAAGAAAUACAAUGUCAUAACAGAUGAAUAAAGAAACUCAUUAAUCAAGAUGAUAACUGAGGAUGGAAUAUCUAUCAAAAAUGCUUCUGAAAAGUGUUCUAUAAAACUGUCAACGGCCAAAGCAAUACUGAAAGUAUUUAAAACUUCAGGGAGAGUAGGGAAAAAGUAAUGCAGAUAAAGAAAGGCAGGAACAAAAAGGAAAAUUGGGAAUGGGAGGGUUGAUUUAAUGAUGGAAAUAAGAAAGAGGUUGCCUAAGAUUGGAUUUAAGUAUAUUUAUAUAUAUAUAGAUAAAUUAGCUAAUAUUUGUGUUUUGCUACAUAAUAGUAGUUUGGUAAGCCUGUUAAAGAAGAAUAAGAGUGAUUAUGAGUAUUCAAUUUUAUAAUGGGUAUGUUGGUUUUUUAUUCCAAUAAUACUCUCUCCAAUUUAUUAUAAUCUUAUUUAAUGAGUAAUUUUUAGUUUGAAAGUAUCGAAUAUCCUGAAGAUGACGAGUCAUUUGUUGAGUCUGAUGAUUCAGAAUUGAACCCAUUUUUGUUUGAGUUGGAUCAACAGAAAUCAAAAGAUGAAAGGGUAGAGAUGAUGUAUCAGGCAUUGCUAAAGAAUAGAGAUAAAAUUCUUGAGGUGAUUUCUGAUGCAAAUCAUAACUUAAAGAAGUUAAGGAAAUACGCUUCAGUCUUGUAGAAGGAGCAUUAGAUCUUUAAUAUUUUAAAAAAAGCAUACGAAGAUUUAAAGCAUAAAACAAUCAAUCAUGACUAAUUUGUGACGAGUUUAGAGAAAGCCUAUGAAAAAUAAAUUUAAGAAGUAUAAUAAACAUUAUAUUUGAUUAGCUCACUAAUGAUACUCAAGAAUUGCAUCAAUAACUCGCUCAAUAACAAUAAGAAUUCGAAAAGUAGGCUUGUGUGUAUAAAGAAUAAUUAGCAUAAAAGUAAGAGUUGUUAACACUAAAGGAAUAAGAGAUAAUAUGUAUAAAAAAUAAUGAACUUCAAUUAUCUGAUAAGUUGAAGAAUUCUCAAGCAGACUUAGUUAAAUUGUAAAAGGAGACAAAUGCCAUUAAAAAAAUAAAAACAUCAAACUUUUUGAAUCUCAAUGAGAAAUCCGAUUUCCCCUUUUCAACCUUCGAAUUAAUCAUAGCAACUAAGAUUAAAACCCAAUUAAUUUCAUUUUUGAGUUCAAAAGACAUUGUAAAUCUCUGUCUGUCAAAAAAAUCUAUAUAUUUUGCAUUAUGUUAAUUCAAAUUGGUAAUUCCACAAGUUAUAAGAUGUUCAACUAUUUAAUAUCAAUCAUAAAUGAAGUUGUUAACAAAACAAGUUGAUUUAUUCAAGAAAUUGUCAAAUGAUUGUCCUGAGCUAGUAGUUAAGACUCAAAUCAUUAAAUAUUUUGAUGCCUUUUUGAAUCCAAAUGAAUGGUUGGAUCCAAUAAUCGUUGAGGCUAACAAUUUUGUUAAAGGAACAUAGUUCUUGGGAAGAUUAGAACAUAUAGAAAAUCCAGAUUCCACAGAUGGUCUAAAGACCUUUGUGUAGUCAAUGGCUUCUCGUUCCUAACAGACUGCUAAUCUAUUAAAAUCAGAUCCAUUUAAUUUGAGUCAAUUUACUGCUAAUUUGAUUGUAAAUGCAAAUGACAGAGAAGCAUUUUAAAAAGAAAGAUAAAAUCAGUUAAAGAAAUUAAAAACCAGUUAAUCAGAUGUUUAAGAGAAGAUCUUUAAUUUAGGAACUGUUGUUGCUGCAGAUGUAGGUCUUUUUGGAUUAUAUUUGGCAACAAUGCAAAGGAUAUUUGCUUCGCUGUAUGUAUUUGGAAGUUACAUUAACAUUGAAUGCAGAUCUCAAUCUUCGUUAAUAUAUUACCUAGUAGAAUAACAUUGGCAAUUAAUUCAGAAGUAGACAAUUCUUGAAUAAAUGAUUUAAGAUAGAUAGUAGAGAAUUCAGAAUAACAACAAUGAGAUCAAGGCUUUGAAGUAAGCAUUCCUAUAUUUUUAGUGAGUAAACUAAAGGUUUGUAAGACUUGAUUAAGACAUUGCAAGCUAGUAUCAAGGCUCAUAAAAUUGAGACUGAAAAUGAGCAAUCUGAAAAGGCUAAGAUAAAGUAAGAGCUAUAAGAGACAAAGUAACUGUUAUUCAGUUAUGGAAAAAACAUUAAGUUACUAGCACUUGAAAUAAGAGAACUAAGAAAGGUGAACAAAGAAAUUGUGAUGUAAAAUAACAAAGCUGCUUCCCAAAUUUCAGAUCUGAAAUCCCAAGUAGCAUCCAUUUAAGUUUGA
Paramecium octaurelia is the source of this 2403-nucleotide messenger RNA. The record is from the annotation of a GenBank genome assembly. NCBI's taxonomy places the organism in Eukaryota, Ciliophora, Oligohymenophorea, Peniculida, Parameciidae.